AGAGAGAAAACAGAGAAAAGAGAGGUGUGACAGAGUAAAGGAGCACUUGGCACACGGACAGACAGAGAGAGAGAAGAGGGGGGCGCUUGUUUUCCCCCCAUCUCCUCUCCCAUCGGCUUUAUAAAGUGAAACAGCCCUUUGAAGAGGAAGAGAGGGGGGCAGUCCUGUACUCCUGUACUCCCAUCCAGUCCGGACUGUAAAGAGCAUUUAGUGUGCCGACGCUAACCCAGAUACCAGACACGCACACACAGAGCGUCAGCCAGAGAGCCAGCUGAGGACCUGACAGAGCACAGGCAUGAACGACAUCAAGCUGGCCCUGCUGGGAAGCCAGGGGGCUGGGAAAUCAGCUGUACUUGUGCGGUUCCUGACAAGGCGCUUCAUCGGUGAAUAUGCCUCGAACGCCAAUUCCCUGUACCAUAAACGACUGUCAAUCGACGGCAGGCAGCUGAAUCUGGAGGUUUUUGACCCGUGCUCUCAGAGCUCGGAGGCCAGGUGUAUACUGGAGGAGCCGGUGGACUGGGCAGACGGCUUUGUGGUGGUGUACAACAUCAGCGACCGCACUUCCUUCAUCAAUGCCAAGAACAUCCUGCGGCAGAUCCGGGAGGCGCGCAUGGACAACUGCAAAGGGGACAAUGAGGUUCCCGUGUGUCUGGUGGGGAACAAGCAGGAUCUGUGUCACGUCCGGCAGGUGCGUGAGGACGAGGGCCGCUGCCUGGCUCAGGAGAACCGCUGUCACUUCCAGGAGGUCUCAGCGGCUGAGAGCUACCAGGACAUCGCCACCCUCUUCACCCAGCUCAUCCGGCAGGUGAUGGAGCACCUCAAGUACAGAGCCGACCGACGACGCUACAGCGGCUCCAAGUCCAUGGCCAAGCUCAUCAACAAUGUGUUUGGCAAGAGGAGGAAGUCAGUGUGAUGGUCCCAGUGAAGUCAACAGCUGGAGGCACCAGGCCGGUGUGUGUGGACCCACGAUAAAGGGAACUGGCCAACAGGUUACAUGCAGGGUCCGAAACUGAUCAGUAUGCGCACAUUAAUCUUUCACACUGUGAGCAACCUAGACAAUGGGUGGGAAAGUUUGGAUGGUGUCUGCAGCUACAGACAAACAUUAGUCUUGUAAAAAAAAAAUCUUUGGCAGGUUUUGUGCUUUCUGUUGCCUUGGUUUUGGCCAUAAUAUAAUUCUCUGCUUUAUUUUGUUCAUACUCUGAGCCAGAGCACUUACACAGACCAAACUUAACAGUUUUAUGUCUAUUUGUCUUUUUUCUGAACAUUUAUGCGAAGGGAUUUUUCCAGAUGUCUCUCAAAGCCUGAUUUAUACAACAUGUUGUUCUUUAAAAAUGGCAAAAAUAGUUCUUUUUAUAUGGUUGUUGACAGUAUUUUUAGAUUUGUGCAGUGACAAAAAAGAGAUAUCUAAACUUGUAAAUUUAACCAUUAAGAGGGAUUCCAAGUUGCUUAGUUUUAAGGGGCCACAAGCUCCUCAGAAAUAUUCAAUAUCAGGAACACAAUUCCCUUUUCCCAGUAUGGGGCAGCUGUGGCUCAGGUGGUGAAGCGGGUCAUCCACUAAUGGGAUGAUCGGUGGUUAGAUCCCCAGAUCCCCCGGCUGCAUGUCUAAGUACCCCUGGGCUGAAGCCCAAAUUGCUCCUGAUGAGCAGGUUGGCACCUUGCAUGGCAGCCAUCAGCUGUGGUUUAAUGUGACAAGUGUUGUCAAGUGCUUCGAGUGGUCAGUAGAGUGUAAAAGUGGUCCAUUUACCACAUAUCUUACAUAAGAAAUACCUGACUUUUCUGAUUAUUAUCAAAUUAUUCUAUGAUUUAUAUUUUGUUUAAAGGUCCUGCAAACACGAAACAAUGUUUCACUUAUUCUUAUUAUGUAAUUACGUAUUAAACUACUUGGGCUAAUAAGAAUGAUGAAAUGGUAAAUUGUGAGGAAAAUGUCAGUUAGUUGCACGUUUUCACACUGUUCACAAACAGGUGAACCAUGUGUACAUAGGGCCUUUCAUAACACAAGACAAAUAUCUCAAAUAUUGCACAACUUUGAAUAAAUAUGACCUAAAACUAUCAAAAUUGUGGCUACAAUCAGUAAAUAUCUCCUCACCAAACACCAUAUAAGACUAAGACCAAUCAUUCAGCGGCAACUUUUACUGCUUGGCAAGUUUUGAUAUAGCAGAUACUCAAAAAAUGGUAAAACCGUAUUAUUGGCGUCAACAGCUACUUUCCCAGCCUAUUUCCUGUCUGGUUUAUAGCUGCAGUUUUUCAUAUGAAGUCUGGAGAGGACCGGGAAGCUUUGAUUGGCUGUAAUCAGCUUCUCCUCCAUCUUUCACCUAUCAGACACAACUGUUUAUCAUUAACAGAAAUCACAACAUGGAGGAGACGGAUACAUUGUUGAUUAGCUUGUGACAGUGAAACGUUCAACUCGGGCCAAUUUUUCAUCAACAGUUCCCCCUUAAACUCCCACUGUGCUCACAUUGUGAACUCUGGGUUACAAACUCUCCCUGUUGUUACUGAAAGUAUCUUGUUAUCUUGUCUGCAUUUAUAAUGCAAGCAAAUGUGUCUUCAGAUCAGUGCUGUGCAGGUCUAUAAUGUUUUCUGAGGUAAAAAAGAGUCAGUUUUAAAGGAUUUUACUGACACUUUAAUGAACUUUGUGUGUAUAUAUUUUAUUGUUGCUACUCUUUGAAAGCCAUUUUGAUUGUUUAUAGUAGAUUACUAUACUGAUGACUGUCAUAUCUUAUACUCUCUAUGGUAGCCCUUACUAAAGGCAUCAUUAAUAUUCAUUCACAAGUACUACAAUGCAUGUAACCAUUUCAACUGGUCAAUUUAAUUAUUAUUAUUAUUAUCAUUAUAUUUAUUUGGUCUUUUCACAGAUUCUGAAAAAUUGAAAAUUCUCUUGCAUGUGACUUCUGACCUCUGUAAUAGUGGUAAAACUUUGAUAGUUGAUGAACAGAUAAUGAGUCAUUACAGUUAUUCAGGAGUAGCUGUAAUGAACAUAGUAGAUAAUGAAGAAAUACUGGUAAAUAGACUGUUGGGUACAAUAUUAAUGAAUCAUUACAUAAUGAUAAGUUCAUAAGUACCUAUGAAUCAACAAAGAUACCACUUUCUUAAUGAGUUGUUCCUGAUUAACUAUCAACCAGCCGCUCAGUGGCACGACUCAUUAAAUACUAAUUACUUAAUCAUUAUUUACCCUUUUUGUGUACCCUUUAGCAAAGUGAAACAUAAUUAUAUACAACAUUAAUUAAUGAUUAGGUAAUUAGUAUUUAAUGAGUCUAUUGGGUAGCUACUCCAUAUUACGUUUCACUUCCCUUGAAGGUACUUAAAGAGAGAAACUAAUGAUUAAGCAAUUAGUAAUUAAUGAGUCCUCGCUAGUUUGUUCCACUCAGCAGCUGGUUCAUUGUUAAUCAGGGACAGUACAUGAAGAAAGUGGUCACUCUGUUGAUUCUCAGAUAUUUAUGAGUUAAUCAAUUGCCUAAUGAUUCAACAAUGUUGUAUCUUCCAGUCUGUUCUCCAGUAAUCCAUCAUUAUCUACUAUACAGUUCUGGAAUCACAUCUAUUAAGGAAUCACUCAUUAAUUAAUUAUUUACUGUCAAGUUGUUCUAUCAAGUGAUUAAUUCCUUACUCAAUCCUCAGUAGUUACUCACACUUUUGUGUACCUCAUCAUAGAGCGUUGCCUUAAAACCCUACAAUCACACACCUAUCAAGAGCUUGAGCUCAUUUUAUUCUUUGCUGUUGUUCUUCUUAAACCUAGUUAUGUAACACAUUGUGAAAAAUAAGUUGACAUAUGAAGUUUUUUGUAGAUGAAUGUUCCUGUUGUAUAUACUGUAAAAACAUUGGAUGUUUCAGAGGAAAUUAAAGUUGCAUUGUUACAUUGCUUAAUA
Acanthopagrus latus (yellowfin seabream) is the source of this 3860-nucleotide messenger RNA. RefSeq names its product RERG/RAS-like b (gene rerglb). The record is from RefSeq and is a predicted model, not a curated record. The transcript is spliced from 5 exons. Gene Ontology annotation, molecular function: GTPase activity; GTP binding. The coding region runs from base 296 to 913 and encodes 205 amino acids. NCBI's taxonomy places the organism in Eukaryota, Metazoa, Chordata, Actinopteri, Spariformes, Sparidae.